This is a messenger RNA of Rhagoletis pomonella (apple maggot), 3988 nucleotides long. RefSeq names its product probable serine/threonine-protein kinase roco9 (gene Rchy1). Gene Ontology annotation, molecular function: zinc ion binding; ubiquitin protein ligase activity. The record is from RefSeq and is a predicted model, not a curated record. Gene Ontology annotation, cellular component: nucleus. Gene Ontology annotation, biological process: ubiquitin-dependent protein catabolic process; protein ubiquitination. The transcript is spliced from 8 exons. NCBI's taxonomy places the organism in Eukaryota, Metazoa, Arthropoda, Insecta, Diptera, Tephritidae. The coding region runs from base 677 to 3526 and encodes 949 amino acids.
CAAAAAGCGCUUGCAUUGCCACGCCUAACCGCACUAUAAGAGAAUAUCAAAAGCAAAAAUCGCGACGACAUUCCGUGCAGUAGUGAUAAAAUUUACAACAUCAACAACCACAGUAGCAGCAAAGCUGCUACAGUAGCAACAGAAAAUCGUGAAUUAAGCAACAGAAAAGACUUCAGUCUUCAGUAAGGCGCUUCGGAGCAUAAACAACAAAGUGCGCUUGUGUCGUCGUCGUCAUCGUCGUAAGAGUUGCAAUCGUUAAAGUCGUCGUCGUAUAGCCGCAAUAUAGCGAGUGCAAUUGAUGAUUUGUUGGUGCAUAAAAGCACAUACAUUCAUAUAGAAAUAAAUAUAUUUAAAAGUGAACAUAUCCAUAAAAACAUAGUUUUCUGCUUCAGCGGCUAUGAUUUUUUUUGGACAUAUUUUGAUUUGAAUUUUUUUUUUUGCGUUUUUUUUUUUCAUCUGUGACCAUCGACUAUCGUGAAGUUGACCCUGCUACUUUGUGCAUAUUAAUGUUUUCUUAUUACAAUAACAAUAAAAGCUAGAAACAUACAUACAAAUAUAUGUACGUAAGUAAGAGAGAUACCAAAGAAACAAAGUGCAAAGAAAAACGUUUCAAAAAAUAGUUUUUUCGAAAUUUUAAGAAUUUGAACAACCACUACAAGUAGUGAACGCACGCGUCAUGAAAGCUAUAGCAAGUACAAAUCGAAUAAAAGAAUUCGCCUACAAUUAUAGCGAACCCAGCACGAAUAUCACGCAAGCUGUUGUCAUGGCGAGCGAUAGCAACCCUAGUAGCAGCGGCAGCAGCAACACACUUCCACUUGACUACAGCUCACCCGUAUGCGGGCCAAGAAAAACAAUGGCAAAGAAUGAAGAAUGUUCCAGAGCGGAGCAAAGUGCGCCAGCAACAGAAACAGCAACAGCGUCAAUCGCCAAGGAGCUGGGUGCGAGCGCUGGAAGCGAGGAUACAACUAAAUUGAUUUCAACGGCAAUUAAGUUCAUCAACAUCAAUAACAACAACAGCAACAGUUGUAGUAAUAACAGCAAUAGUGACAAGCAACGAACAAAUAGUCGAAACACGGACGCUGGCGACAGCAACAAAUCAACAUCGAAAUCGACAGGCACAACAACAACGAGUACGACUGUUGCUAAAUCAGCAGCAUCGAAGUUUAUUAAUUCUCGCAAUAAAUUGACGACAACGACAAUUGUUGGGCAACAAGAAAAAGGUCGUACACAGGAACAACAACAACACAAGGAUGAGGAGCAGCAGCAGCAGCAACAACAGGCUGAACAAAUGUUUUUGUUGCCCACAACAAGGGACCUCAAUCAAAUCAAUUUAAAAUCAUCACUGUAUGUUGAUCAACAACUAUGCAAUGGCGGCGACAACAACAUCAACAACAACAACAGCAACAAUAGAAGCCUCAAUCAACGGAAUGAUGUACAAAGUAAGUUGAAUACAAACGUCAGCAGCAACAGUAACAACAAUAAUAAUCUGAACAAUGCUAAUAAUAUUAAUAAUAAUAAGAAGAAGAAGCAGCAGCAGCAGCAGCAGCCACAACAGCUAAACGAGAUGUCCAGGGUGGCGUAUGAGGUACUGAAUAAUAAUAAUAGUAAUAACAACAAUAGCGCCAACGCCAGCAAUGAAGCAAAUGAUAGUGAGCACAACAACAACAACAACAACAGGGGAAAAUCGCAAGUGAAUGCGAAGAAGCAGAAGAACAGCAACAACCACAAUGACUUGGAGGAGCUGGAGCAGCAGAAACAGCCGCCUCGCCAGCAAUCACUGAUAACCGUGGCAAAGGCGGCGCCCGCACAGACGACAAUUGUCAACGAACUAAAAGCCACAACGAAAGUGAGAGCAGAGAAAAUUGCCACAACCGUCAUCACGCCGAUAAGAAAAGCAGUCGCAGCAACAACAACAACAGCAACAACAAUAAAAACGCCAGCAAUUGAAAGAGCGAAAACGUCACAGCUAACGUUGCGCAAAUCGCUCUCCACGCCAGCAUCUUUUAAAAUUGGCGACGUCGCUUGGAGCACGUUGAGCACAAGUAAUAACAACAACGAAAUUAAGCAAACAGAUAGCAAAGUUAAGAAUAGCAACAACCGAAAGCUGAUUAUAAGUUCGAGCAAAACAAAGAAUGAGACUGUGACUGUGGAAGUGGAAGUGACGAAGCAGGAGGAGGAGGAGAGGAAGCUGUUGGAGUUGGAGUUAGUGUGCGGCAAUAAAGAUGAUAGUGGUGGUGGUGGUGGUGGUGGCGAUGGCGUUAGCACUGACAGCAGCCGUGGCAAGUGUACAAAGCCAGCAAUGGCUACACCGAUGACAAUCGCGAACUUAGUGCCACCAGCUGCAGCAAAUAAUACAAAAGCUAAAUCGGCAAAUGCUUCAAUUGAAGAAGCAAUAACAUUCACAAAAGCUAUAACAGCAACAAUGAAAAGUACAGCAUGUACAUCAACAACAACAACAAAGGCAUCGGCAACAAUGGAUGUCGUAAUGCGUUCACAAUAUGUCGCGCAUGCGCCGCCGCAUCAACACCAACACCAUCAACACCAACACCAUCAACACCAGCACCAUCAACACCAACACCACCAUCUACAGCAGCAGCAGCAGCAACGUCAUCAUCAGCAGUCAAAUACGAAAAUUGUAAAAGCCAAAACUAAUGAUAAUAAUCAAGUCAUACACGACGAUGUUAGCGUCGUUGCCAGCACGACAACCGCCCCAACGCCAUCGUCAUCAUUGCCGCGUCCAAACGUUAGCUUCGAUUUGGAUUUGCGCUUUGGUUGUGCGCAUUACAAGCGACGCGCUAUGUUUGUGACUCCCUGCUGUAAUAAAUUCUACAAGUGUCGAUUCUGUCACGAUGAGAACGAAUCACAUCACUUCGAUCGUAAAACGCUAACCGAAUUGAUAUGUUCCGAAUGCAAUACACGACAAAAGGUACAGGAGCAAUGUGAGGCAUGUGGCACGCGAUUCGGCAAGUACACCUGCCUCAUUUGCAAUUUGUUCGACGACACCGAUAAGAAGCAAUAUCACUGCAAUGGCUGUGGCAUCUGUCGCAUUGGUGGUGCUGAGAAUUUCUUUCAUUGUGAAGUUUGCGACAUGUGCCUGCCCAUCAGAUUGAAGAUCGACGGUCAUCGGUGCGUUGAGAAUAUUUCGCGUUCACAUUGUCCGGUAUGCCUAGGCGAUAUACAUACAUCACGCAUACCAUGUCACAUACCCGAUUGCGGUCAUUUGCUGCAUAAGACUUGCUUCGAUCAGUUACUCAACUCUGGACAUUAUACAUGUCCUAUUUGUCAGACAUCGUUAAUUGACAUGACAGCGCUGUGGGAGUAUUUGGAUGCGCAAGCGGUGUCAUUGCCGGUGCCAAAGAAGUAUGAGAAUCAACGAAUACAUAUUUUUUGUAAUGACUGUCACAAGACUUCUAAAACCAAAUUCAACUUUAUCGGCCUUAAAUGCAUGCAAUGCGGUGCCUACAAUACAACUCAGGAUGUGAAGCGGCGCAUGUCGCUGGUGACAGAUGAACCCUCGUCGGCAUGACGGCACACUCUUUAUUAUACAUAUUUACAUACAUUUCUUUGCAAGUAAAAUUGUUGUAGGAUUUUUUUUUGUUGUUGUUUGGCCGUUAAAUAAUGGAACUCUUGCCAUUUGAGAUUGUACACUGCUGGAGCGCCGCCUGUUUACGCUGCACAAAAAUGCUACAAGGCGUGAAAGUCUUCGAAAUACUGAAAUGGGUAUACUAUUUCACAUGCCUGAUACAUAACAAACAACAUUUGGGCAAUUCGGGUGCUUUAGCAGCUUUACGUUAACUAUUGCGAUAUUUGAAUGAAUGUGUAUGUAAACUACUCCAACUUUAGAUUGGGCACAAACUGUUGGCAAUGUUCAACGCAAGAAGUCUUUGGUAUGGAUAUAGAGUUAUAAAUUCGAUUUAUUGUCGCAAACUGAAGAAAUAAAAAUAUUUAAUAAAUAAACCAAAUGAUUUCAAUAAUUGAACGCAUUUUA